Sus scrofa (pig) is the source of this 4766-nucleotide messenger RNA. RefSeq names its product protein kinase cGMP-dependent 2 (gene PRKG2). The record is from RefSeq and is a predicted model, not a curated record. Gene Ontology annotation, molecular function: ATP binding; cGMP-dependent protein kinase activity. Lineage: Eukaryota; Metazoa; Chordata; Mammalia; Artiodactyla; Suidae. Gene Ontology annotation, biological process: protein phosphorylation.
CCCGAGCCGCCGCAGCUCCCGCCCGCAGCGCGCUCGCCGGUGCCCCCGGCUCCCACGUCGCCCAAGCGCCGGCGCCGACAGCCCCGCGCCCGGGCUCGCUGCGCUGACCCGCGCCCGCCCGGCGGCGGGGCGGCGAGGGAGCGGCCGCCGAGACGCAGGGGGGGCGGCGGCGGCGGCGGCGCCCAGGGGACCAGCUGCGCACCUGGAACGCGCCCGGCUGUCUGGUCCUCAAGCAAAAUGGGAAAUGGUUCCGUGAAACCCAAACAUUCCAAGAAUCCAGAUGGCCACGCUGGGAACCUCACUGCCAGCGCCCUCCGGAGCAAGGUGACGGAGCUGGAGAGGGAGCUGAGGAGGAAGGCUGCUGAGAUCCAGGAGCGGGAGUACCAUUUGAAGGAGCUGCGAGAGCAGCUGUCCAAGCAGACUGUGGCCAUUGCUGAGCUGACGGAGGAGCUCCAGAACAAGUGCAUCCAGCUGAACAAGCUUCAGGAUGUGGUGCACAUGCAGGGAGGAAGCCCGCAGCAGGCCUCCCCGGAUAAAGUGCCUCUCGAGGUCCACCGCAAGACCUCCGGCUUGGUCUCCCUGCACAGCAGGCGGGGAGCAAAGGCUGGAGUGUCUGCUGAGCCGACCUCCCGCACCUAUGACCUCAACAAACCCCCCGAAUUUUCUUUUGAGAAAGCCAGAGUCAGAAAGGACUCCAGUGAGAAGAAGCUCAUUACAGAUGCUCUUAACAAAAAUCAGUUUCUGAAGAGACUGGAUCCUCAGCAGAUCAAGGACAUGGUGGAAUGCAUGUAUGGGAGAAACUUCCAGCAGGGCAGUUACAUUAUUAAGCAAGGAGAACCCGGAAACCACAUCUUCGUGCUGGCAGAGGGUCGGCUGGAGGUGUUCCAAGGGGAGAAAUUGCUCUCAUCCAUUCCUAUGUGGACAACGUUUGGGGAACUUGCCAUUUUAUACAACUGCACAAGGACAGCCUCUGUGAAAGCUAUUACCAAUGUUAAAACAUGGGCACUAGAUCGGGAAGUAUUCCAGAACAUAAUGAGAAGAACAGCUCAAGCUAGAGAUGAACAGUACAGAAAUUUCCUCAGAAGUGUAUCCUUGCUGAAGAAUUUACCCGAAGAUAAAUUAACGAAGAUCAUUGACUGCUUGGAAGUGGAAUACUACGACAAAGGAGAUUACAUUAUUAGAGAGGGCGAGGAAGGAAGUACCUUUUUCAUCUUAGCAAAAGGAAAGGUAAAAGUCACCCAGAGUACGGAAGGCCACGAUCAGCCGCAACUGAUCAAAACACUGCAGAAAGGAGAGUAUUUUGGAGAAAAAGCGCUCAUCAGUGAGGAUGUCAGAUCGGCUAACAUCAUUGCUGAGGAAGAUGACGUCGCCUGCCUGGUCAUUGAUCGGGAAACAUUCAACCAAACAGUGGGGACUUUUGAAGAACUCCAGAAAUACCUUGAAGGGUACGUGGCAAACCUGAACCGGGAUGAUGAAAAAAGACAUGCCAAGAGGUCCAUGUCUAGCUGGAAGCUGUCCAAAGCACUCUCUCUGGAGAUGAUUCAGCUGAAGGAGAAGGUGGCCAGAUUUUCCUCCUCGUCCCCUUUCCAGAACCUUGAGAUUAUCGCAACACUGGGCGUUGGUGGGUUCGGAAGAGUUGAGCUUGUUAAAGUAAAAAAUGAGAACGUUGCUUUUGCUAUGAAGUGUAUAAGGAAGAAACACAUAGUGGACACGAAGCAGCAGGAGCACGUCUACUCAGAGAAGAGGAUCCUGGAGGAGCUGUGCUCGCCCUUCAUCGUCAAGUUAUACCGCACGUUCAAGGACAGCAAGUACGUCUACAUGCUGCUGGAGGCCUGCUUAGGCGGGGAGCUGUGGAGCAUAUUAAGGGACAGAGGCAGCUUUGAUGAGCCCACCUCCAAGUUCUGCGUGGCCUGCGUGACAGAAGCGUUUGAUUACCUGCAUCGGCUGGGGAUUAUCUACAGGGACCUGAAACCAGAAAACCUAAUUCUCGAUGCUGAGGGCUAUCUUAAGUUGGUGGACUUUGGAUUCGCUAAAAAGAUCGGAUCUGGACAGAAGACAUGGACGUUCUGCGGAACUCCAGAAUACGUAGCCCCUGAGGUCAUUCUCAACAAAGGACAUGACUUCAGCGUGGAUUUCUGGUCCCUGGGAAUUCUGGUGUAUGAGCUGCUGACGGGCAACCCGCCCUUUUCUGGAAUUGACCAAAUGAUGACCUACAACUUGAUUCUCAAAGGAAUUGAAAAAAUGGAUUUUCCCAGGAAGAUAACAAGACGACCCGAGGAUUUGAUUCGGAGACUCUGCAGGCAAAAUCCGACAGAAAGACUGGGAAACCUGAAGAACGGAAUCAAUGACAUUAAGAAACACAGGUGGUUACAUGGCUUUAACUGGGAGGGGCUGAAAGCGCGGAACCUUCCGUCACCUUUGCAGAGAGAGCUCAGUGGCCCCACAGAUCACAGCUACUUCGACAAGUAUCCUCCUGAGAAGGGAGUGCCUCCAGAUGAGCUCUCGGGCUGGGACAAGGACUUCUGACAGAAGGAAGACGGUUGCCCCUGUGCUACGCGAGAGGACGAUGAGGACCAGCCAUCCAGCACGGAUCCGCUCUCUCUGCAGUGUAGACUGUUCCAUCUGGAAGACCAUUAGAGAAGACACUGCCCACUGAGCUGGGGGUGGGAAAUAGUGGGGGCGGAGGCGGUUCUGAAGGAGAAUGUCCCCUUUAGACGCUGGGACUUAUUCAUGUAUUCUGUUCUUUGCUUUCCUUCAGGGGUGAAGGCUAGCCUAGUCCCCUCACCAAAGUCACUGCCGUCUCUGUUGAAGGGACACCGCUUUCUCUACCUUCUCUUGCUCCCUUCUGACCAGACCUGUCUGCUUUGAGUCCCAGUAGGUCUAAAGGUGUCUCGCCCUUGAGCAGCUAAAUCAGUCAAAUGGAAGUAAGAACGAGCGCACAGUCUGGGAGACGUCCCCUCUUCUCAGCAUCCCCACGCAGGCAUUCUGGCACCUCCAAGUCAUGGUUUGCAGGGACUGGGUAGUCAGUCGAAGUGCCUGAUUUUUCACCUGCUUUCAACCCAGAAAUACAUUCCCACUUUUUCUGAAACUGGUCUGGGGGAAUGCCUAUUGGGGUCUUCGUUAUGGGUACCACUUCCUAACAUAAACGAGUUGAUUGAUCCAGCCAUUUACUUGUAUUUCACUGGAGAACUUAGAAAAAAUGAGCAAAGCAGAAGCCCCUUUGUUGUUCUGGGACCAGCUGUGGCACCUCCGAGACUUUUCAGAAGUCUUGUUAAGGGUUGUUGUCAUGUGUGGCGAAGCGAUGGACCUUUGGAAAGGUUUUGUCUUACAUACUCAAUAUUUUCACAGUCAAAUUAGAAAACAGGCAGAAACUGAAAUGUGAAGGCUUUUUCUUCCCAUUACAUAUGGAGGAGAAAAAAUUCCAAAAAGUAAAAAUGUUCACUCUUUGGAACUGAGAUAUUUUGGCCAGUUCUGCGAUUGUUGCUAUAUCAGUAAACCAAGAGUACAGAACAACCACAGUUGCUUUUUAAUGGAACUCCCGCUGGCACAUAUCGACGCACGCCUAAUCCCUGCUGCAUUAGUAACUUUUUAAAAAGACAUUUGAGUCAUGGGUGCGUUUAUACUUUUAGAUCGUUAAGGCAGGCAAGCUGGUAGAGAGGUGAUGGGACAGUGACAGGGCCCAUGCAGCUUCCUCCCCCUCCUGUGCCCUCCCCGCAGUCUUCUACGUAAUGAACGGAUUUGUCUCAAUAGCUUUGGGCUCCGGUACCCAAGAACGUCACUAGUAGAAUGUUUUUCUGCAUCCGCCAUGAGCUCUCCCCCACCCUCCUGCCCGAAUGGAUGGGAAGCAGACUUUAUCUUUUUUCAUCUGCCAGAGUAAAAAUAACAUCUGAGUUCCUGCAUUCGUCAACCUUCUGGUUCUCUUUCCCUCUGCUAAUGUUCUGUAGGAGGAGCAACCUCCACCCACAUUCCACCCAGGCUUUCAGGAUUCAGAGCCUCCGCUCUGGGCUUCCUGCAGUGUUCAACCAGAUGCGUGAGGCCCAACCCAAGAAGGCGCAUCCUUAACGAGUUGAAUUUCCGCAUUUAGAAUCCCUUUGCUGAACCAAAGAAUUUUUGUUUCCCAGAGUAGUAUUUUUAAAGUUUGUGUGUUGUACAUAGAGGAAGCAUUUUUAAUAGAAUCACCGUAACCUGCUUAAUGAAUUUCUAAGAUUUUUAAAAGAUUUUUAUUUGCAUUUGGUUUGUAAGCACUGUAUGUUUUUCCAUGUAUAUAUUUUUAAAUUACUCACCUAAUAAGUGUAGGCAGUGUAUGUGCUGGGUGGAGAGUAGAACUGUGCAGUUAAACUAGCAAUGAUAUUCUCAAUAGCUGUACUUCAAAGGAGACUUACACACGUACAAAUAAGACCACCUAGAGUACUACAGGUUUGUUUUGGCCAUGAUUGGCCAUGUCACUGUCUAAUCUGCACAUGCGAUUGGAUUGUGUUUCCUUCAGAGGACUUCAUAAAGGUGAAGAAAUGCCAGACUGGACUGUAAGACAGUCCCAUCCUGCUUCUCAGCUGGGCGACUGUGGGAAAAUGACUCUGCGUUUUGAGUCCCAGCUUUCUCACCCGUAGAAAAAGGCACAAUAAAGUAAUACCUACUUUAAGGGCUUGUUUGGGGGAAUAAAUUGAUAUCCAGAGAGUCCUUUGCCAAUAUCAAUGAAAUAAUCAAUGCUGCAUAGAGGGUAGCUACUGUUGCUAUCGCUAUUAGAAUUAAAAGGGCCUUGAGAACCA